This is a messenger RNA of Hibiscus syriacus, 1047 nucleotides long. RefSeq names its product aquaporin SIP1-1-like. The record is from RefSeq and is a predicted model, not a curated record. Bases 134 to 838 code for a protein of 234 amino acids. The transcript is spliced from 3 exons. Gene Ontology annotation, cellular component: membrane. Gene Ontology annotation, molecular function: water channel activity. NCBI's taxonomy places the organism in Eukaryota, Viridiplantae, Streptophyta, Magnoliopsida, Malvales, Malvaceae. Gene Ontology annotation, biological process: transmembrane transport.
AAAUAAAUAAAUAAAAUACCCAUCGAAGCUCUUUUCUUCCUCCUUCCACACUUUUCAUCAAAGCAAAUUCCAUCUUACUGAAAACCCAUUCUUCCAUUUGAUUUGUUAUUAGAAAAAAAAACAAUUUUAAACAAUGGGUCCAGUAAAGCUUGCAAUUGCAGACAUGUUGAUUACUUUCAUGUGGAUUUUCUGUUCAUCAAUGUUUGGUUUAUUUACUUCUUGGAUAGCCACCGCCGUCGGCGUCGAAACGAUUUCUUGGGCCCCUAUUGUAAUCAUCACUGUCAUUAUUUUCGUUUUCGUUUUCAUCUUCACGAUUAUUGGUGAGUUUCUUGGUGGAGCUAGCUUUAAUCCCACCGGAAAUGCCGCAUUCUAUGCUGCCGGAGUCGGUGAUGAUAGCCUUAUCUCCAUGGCCCUUCGGUUCCCAGCUCAGGUUGUUGGUGCCGUGGGCGGUGCCGUUGCGAUCAUGGAGGUGAUUCCGGAGCAGUUCAAGCAAAUGAUAGUGGGACCAUCUCUGAAAGUAGAUACACAUACCGGAGCCAUUGCCGAGGGCGUUUUGACUUUUGUAAUUACCUUUGCUGUUCUUUUUAUCAUUCUUAAAGGUCCACAGAGUGCAAUAUUCAAAACAUGGUUGCUCGCCAUUUCAACGGUGGCGAUAAUCAUGCCUAGUACUGGUUACACCGGACAUUCCAUGAAUCCCGCUAAUGCAUUUGGUUGGGCAUAUGUAAACAACUGGCACAACACAUGGGAUCAACUUUACGUUAUUGGAUCUGUCCGUUCAUCGGAGCUAUACUGGCAGCAUGGGCGUUCCGACUUUUCUUCCCUCCACUACCACGGGUGAAGAAAGCACAAAAAGCAAAGAAACCAAAGAGAGCGUAAGGGGAUGUAACAAAGUUCGCAUGUCCUCCGUUAAUGACAGACAAUGGGAUAAGUCCAAUGUUUGUGCAAUAAGCAUUCAAUUUCUGUUGAUUAUUUGUACCCACAAUACGAAUGCUUGUAUCGAGUACAUAAUCAUGUUUUCAUUUGUAUUGAAUACAUACUCGUAUUGAA